Messenger RNA from Acaulospora colombiana, 1311 nucleotides. The record is from the annotation of a GenBank genome assembly. NCBI's taxonomy places the organism in Eukaryota, Fungi, Glomeromycota, Glomeromycetes, Diversisporales, Acaulosporaceae.
AUGAGAAAAUUAUUUGAGCAAGUAACGAAUUCCACGAUUCUCUUGUCAAUGAUCUCCAGUUGUGGUCAUAUGAUGGGCGAGGCAGCGGAAUGUGAAUUGUGCACUUUAUCAACUGUCAAUAAAAGUGGAACUCCGUCUUGGUCGAGCGGAAAUCCGGAAAUUGACAGGAUCAUCUCGAAUUCACAGUCGAAGUCCCAAUUUAUGUUCUCUCAUGUAGAAUGGAUUCCAUUUGAACGGUUGAGGGACAUAAACAAGAUCUCCAGAGGUGGGUUUGGAGGUGUAUAUUCUGCGUGGUGGAACGACGGACCCAUGUGUUUCUAUGGGAGCGAGAGGAUCGGUGGUGGUCAAUUGGUUGCUAUCAAGAGUCUCGGGGGAGAAUUGACUCCCGAUCUUUUGCGUAAACUUGAAACUUACAUCAAAGUCUCAACGUCGCAAACAAAUUUACGUUACGAGUUAUUAGGAUUAUUUCAGUGUUACGGAAUGACCCGGAAUCCAUCCACCGGCGAAUACUGUUUAGUGAUGGACUAUGCCAAAAAUAGUGAUCUAAGAAAUUAUCUAGAUAACAAUUACAGGAAAAUGAAUUGGAUUUCGGAUAAACUCCAGAUCCUCGGCAACAUAGCGAGAGGAUUAAAAUUAAUCCAUGGCGAAGGAUUAAUUCAUGGGGAUUUGCACUCGGGCAAUGUGUUGAUUGGAGAUGAUGGGGUGGCAAUCAUUACGGAUCUCAUCCUUUCACCUGCCUGCGUCAAUGAAAGUGAGAAAGCAGAAAACGAAUCCAAAGGAAUGUACGGAGUGCUCCCGUUUGUUGCACCGGAAAUACUACAACAUUCGGAUUUUACGACGAGUCUAGCCGUAGAGAUUCGCGAUGAGGUGAAACAACUGGAAAUAGUCGAGGGGACACCGAAAUGCUACACUGAUUUUAUGAAAAAAUGUUUGGAUUCCGAUCCAAAGAAGAGACCGACUGCUGACGACAUCUGUGAUUUGGUGUACGAGUGGUACUUCCUGGAGAGGGAUUGUGAACAGUAUGAGAACUCUGACAAUGAAAGAUUAGAAAAAGAUCAAAGUUCAGCGAGAUUUGAGAAAGGGAAACGAUUGAUCUCGGAGGAGAAGUUUCACAGUCAGUUCAUUGAUUUGGAGGCGAUCUCAAAAGUUGAAAGAUUUGAAGAAGAUGGUAUGUAUGCAUUUCUUGUUAAUCGUUUCUCCUUGGGAACUCGAAUCGGUCUCACAUUCUGCUUUUUCUUCCCCUCCCCUUCCAUUGUUUUCUCCUACAACCUGGAAACCGACAUUCGAUUCAUUUGCAUAAGAUUGGAAUAA